Molecule: messenger RNA, 2032 nt
Organism: Juglans microcarpa x Juglans regia
Lineage: Eukaryota; Viridiplantae; Streptophyta; Magnoliopsida; Fagales; Juglandaceae
Product: UDP-glucuronate 4-epimerase 3
Exons: 1
Coding region: 360-1676 (438 amino acids)
Source: RefSeq, a predicted model, not a curated record
AUCAUUGAGCUCCCUCUAAUCUUCCAUUAAUUUGGCUCAAGUUUUGAUCUUUCUCAGCAGGAAGUCCAGCACCACAACCAACAACAGCAACCCAUGCCUCCAGGCUCCAAAGAAGCCAGAAAGAUUCCCCCCCAAACAGUAUUCAGAAAAGAGCUAAAAGGAGCACAAACACCAACCAAAGCAACCGUCUGUUCACCCUCACUUUCUCUAUCUUCAACACUAUCGCCACAAGAAUUCUUCCUCCAACCCUAAUCCAUUCCCUAACCCCCAAUUCAAAUCCCAAAAACGCCCCACCUGGCAUAAAGACCACCUGAUCGAAAUCUGGGUUAUAACUCCAAACCCAACAUUUUCCCUAGAAAAUGUCCCAGCUGAAGCCAAUGUCCCACCUCGACAACAUUCCCUCAACUCCAGGAAAAUUCAAGAUGGACAAAUCCCCCUACAUUCACAGACUCCGCUGGCACUCAUCGCUCGCCAAGCUGACCUUCUGGUCCUUUGUGUUCCUGGGCUUGAUCUUGCUCUUCUUCUUCAGAUCCCCAUCUUCUUCACCUCUACCCUCCGAUCCUUCUCGCCGUUCUCUCAGGACCUUCAACUGGGGUGGAGCCACCUGGGAAAAACGUGUCCGCUCCUCCGCCCGACUUCGCUCACGUAACGGCAUGUCGGUGCUCGUAACGGGAGCUGCUGGGUUCGUCGGAACCCAUGUAUCCACCGCUCUCAAGCGCCGCGGAGACGGCGUGCUCGGCCUCGACAAUUUCAACGACUACUACGAUCCGUCAUUGAAACGAGCUCGCCAAGCGCUUUUGGAGCGCACCGGCGUGUUCAUUGUUGAAGGAGACAUCAACGAUUCAACGCUAUUGAGUAAGCUUUUCGAAGUUGUUGCAUUUACCCAUGUGAUGCAUUUGGCUGCUCAAGCUGGAGUGAGGUAUGCCAUGGAAAAUCCUGGCUCUUACGUGCAUAGUAACAUUGCUGGUCUUGUUAGUCUUUUAGAGGUUUGUAAAUCUGCAAAUCCACAACCCGCAAUCGUGUGGGCAUCUUCCAGUUCAGUUUAUGGACUUAAUAGUAAGGUACCCUUUUCGGAAAGAGACCGGACCGACCAGCCUGCUAGCCUGUAUGCGGCUACUAAGAAGGCCGGUGAAGAAAUUGCGCAUACUUACAAUCAUAUAUACGGCCUUUCACUUACUGGGUUGAGAUUUUUCACCGUUUAUGGUCCGUGGGGGAGACCCGAUAUGGCCUAUUUCUUUUUCACGAAGGAUAUAUUAAAGGGGAAGUCGAUUUCGAUCUUUGAAGCGGCUAAUCAUGGUACGGUCGCUAGGGACUUUACCUACAUUGAUGACAUUGUGAAGGGGUGCUUGGCGGCAUUGGAUACCGCAGAGAAGAGCACUGGGAGUGGCGGGAAGAAGAGGGGCCCAGCUCAACUGCGGGUUUUCAAUUUGGGGAAUACUUCACCCGUGCCUGUUUCAGAUCUUGUGAGCAUUUUGGAGAGGCUCUUGAAGGUGAAGGCCAAGAGACGUAUCAUGAAGUUGCCUCGAAAUGGGGAUGUCCAGUUUACUCACGCCAAUAUCAGCUUGGCUGAAAGGGAACUUGGUUAUAAGCCCUCAACGGAUCUGCAGACGGGCUUGAAGAAGUUUGUGAGGUGGUAUCUCAAUUACUAUUCUGGUGGGAAAAAGGCUGCCGGCUGAAAAAUUCUUUUGAUUUCGUUGGUAGGAUCCUUUGAAUUCUGUUCAUUAUGAUUCUUAUGAUUGUUUUCAACAUUUCUAUGUUCGGUGCACGAUUAUCUUCUUUUCGCUUAUCUUAAUGAUGCCAUAUAAUGAGGAACCUUGUGCCCUGCAUUGAAGAAGUUUUGUGGUUGGUGGUCAUUGUUCGGAGCACUCCUUAGCUGUAUCAAAGAGAACCCGAACCAUCUUUUUCUUUCUCUCUUAUGUAAUUUCUGUAGCUUCGGCACUGUAGAAUUCGGGACUGAUAGAGCAUCUGCUGAUUGGUGGACAUUUAUCAUUUUUAUGAAAUUUAAUAAAAAUUUACACAAUAGUUUGCCUUA